Messenger RNA from Apodemus sylvaticus (European woodmouse), 3926 nucleotides. It is a transcript of the gene Tctn1, whose product is annotated as tectonic family member 1. Bases 103 to 1884 code for a protein of 593 amino acids. Lineage: Eukaryota; Metazoa; Chordata; Mammalia; Rodentia; Muridae. Gene Ontology annotation, biological process: protein localization to ciliary transition zone; cilium assembly. Gene Ontology annotation, cellular component: MKS complex. The transcript is spliced from 14 exons. The record is from RefSeq and is a predicted model, not a curated record.
UUGGCCGGGCGAGCCCUUUCCCGUGAUGCCUAGCACUCGGAUGUGACUGUUGCCUGGCAACAGACGGGCCUUGAUCCCUGGCGCGGGAUCCUCUGCUAGGCCAUGGGGUCGCGGGGUCUCCCGCCGCUCCUGCUGCUGCUUCUAAACUGCUGCACCUCUUCGAGCACCCAGGUCGUUGCCACCCCGGCUGCGGCCACCCCGGCAGUGACGAAGGAGGCGCUCAAUUCCACCGAGGCCACCCCCACCACUCUCCGGCCCUCCCAGUCGCCUAGGACCCCGGGAACUCCCAGGGCACCGGAGCGCUCCGGCCCCAGGCCCACCCCGGUGACGGACGUUGCUGCUCUGUGUGUCUGUGACCUGCUUCCAGCACAGUGUGAUGUCAACUGCUGCUGCGACCCUGACUGCAGCCCCACCGAUUUCAGCGUCUUCUCUGCCUGCUCCGUUGCAGUUGUCACGGGUGACCGGCAGUUUUGUAGUCAGAAGGCAGCCUUCUACUCGAUGAAUUUGACAGCAGACCCGCCUCACCGUGACUUUAAACUCACUGAUCAGAUCAACCCUUCCAUCUUCUGCGUCCAUAUUUCAAACUACAAGCCUGCGCUGUCUUUUGCUAAUCCGGAAGUGCCCGAUGAAAACAAUUUCGACAGACUGAUGGGAACAUCAGGUGGCUUCACACUGAGGGCCGAGUCGGCUGUUCCUCCCACAGCCGCAUCAGAUGGCGCACAGCCCACUAAAUACGAGUACGGAGCUCCUCUGCGGACUGCGGGCACAUCUUCAGGGUCAUUUCUGAAACUGCCUUCACCGCUCACGUCAUCGCUGUGUGCAGAUCAGAACCCUGCGGCAUUCCUGGUGAACCAGGCCUUCGAAUGCAGCCGAAGGGUGGACAUAGACCAGUGUGAAGGAAUGGAAGCCCUCAGCAUGGCUCAUUACAGUAGCCCUGCCAUUCUGAGGGUACCUAAUUCAACGACACAGGUCUCCAUCAAGAUCCAAUCUGUAAUGUAUCAGUCUCUGAAUCACACACUGACCCGGUUAGAAGGCCAUGGUGUCCUGCGGCCAUCUCUGGUCAGCACUGGGCAGGAUCGACUCUGCAGCAACGUUGUCCUCCAGGUGCAAUACAGUGUGCUGUACACGGCCGCAGGACAGAUCCAGGAGGCCGGCCUCUCCCUCGUUCUGGGGACACUGAGCAGCACAGUGAGUCUCCUGCAGCAGAAGUUUGAGAUUGACUUUGUUCAGCACGGCAGCAAGCCCGUUCCUCUCAGCGGCAACCCUGGUUACAGGGUGGGCUUCCCGCUGGCCGCCGGCUUUCAGCCGCAGAAGGGGUCUGGGAUUAUUCAGACAACGAACAGACAAGGCCAGUUUACUAUUCUUCGCAGCACAGGCGAGCAGGAUUGCCUUGCUGGUGAGGGGCUCCGGGCCCCCGUGCUGUUUGGCUACAAUGUGCAGUCCGGCUGCCAGCUCAGGUUGACAGGCACCAUCCCAUGUCCGCUUCUGGCACAGAAGAUGCAGGACCUGCUGAGAGGCCAGGCCUUCCCCGACUAUGUGGCUGGGUUUGGGAACUCCCGGGCCCAGGAUGUGCAGGACUGGGUGCCUGUGCACUUCGUCACCUACUCCUCCAACAUGAAGGGCUCUUGCCAGCUUCCUGUGGCUUUGGGUAUCGAAGUGAAAUGGACUAAGUAUGGGUCCCUGCUGAACCCCCAGGCCAGGAUCGUGAACGUCACCGCCCAACUCCUCUCAAUUCCCGAGCCCCUCCCAGGGCCCGAGAGGACCAUCGUCAUUUCCACUGCAGUGACAUUUGUGGAUGUGUCAGCCCCUGCUGAGGCAGGCUUCCGAGCCCCACCCACCAUCAACGCUAGGCUGCCCUUCAGCUUCUUCUUCCCAUUUGUGUGAUGAAGUGGCUCCCGCAGGAGUGAGUACCAUCCUGACGACGACGACGGGCUUCCCUUCCGAGCACCAGACCAGAGCACGGAGAGCCGUCUCGGUGCAUCGUCCCUGGUCUAGAGAGGUGUCUUCAGAAUGCCCGUCAACAUUUGAGAAGUGCAAACCAGCAAGAGGCUGUGCAAAACUGUGUGCCACAAGGGGACUGUACCCCAAGAUCAUGCUAAUUACAGGGCAGUCUUGGGGCCCUGCCAGGCGCUAGCUGUAUAACUGGUGGGCUGGUGUGGGCUGACACCAAGGAGAGACUGUGGUGGGCGAGCCCCGGGGAAGGAGAGCGCUUAUUUUAUACAUUAAUUGUACAGUAAUUGAAAAAGAUGCUGGUGGGUGCAGAGCCGGUUUGAAGCUGCUGGCUCAGCUGGAUAUGGCAGAGGAGGGGCUGGGUACCAUGAUGGCCCCCCAGGGAAUGCAGCAGGAACAGCUGGGGACCGACCUUCUAGUAAAGGUUUUCUGGAAUGGGCUGGCCCAGGGCACCAGCUCUAGGUCCUUUCAGGAUGUGCAUCAAGUUGGUUUUACGAGCCCUGCUUCCUGAUCAUUUUUGAGCAGUAGAAAUGAGAGAAGGUUGAUGUGAUGAUUUCUUAGCUGCAGGCAUAGGGCAUGGAUGACAAGGAGGCAGUAGUGCCAGUGAAGAUGUGUCCCUGGCAUCCAGGGGUGCAGGCCAAGGCAGAGAUGGGGACUGGAGUUCGCACCACACACUUGCUGUCUGGCCACAGUCCAGCUACUGUAGGUGGGGCAUCUGGAAGGCUAGUUCAGGUCCCCCAGAAGUCCAUUCUGUCUCAACAGCUUGUUGAGUCGCUCGAUUUCUUGUUCCUGUUGUAAAAGCAGACACAUACUGGGUGGCGACCUUCUGAGCCACACUGCCCAAGGCCCUAGGCUACAGACAGCUAAAAGCUACCAGCAAUGGCAUUCUGGCUGCGGAGGGGAGCUAGUGGCUUCCAGAAGGGCCCUGGGCAGUAAUAGCAGGAGCAAGGUGCCCAGAGGAGGGGCUGACCUGGCUCUUGGAGGCUGUGUUGAAGCUGAAAAGACCGAGGGGGGAGGGAGCUACAGAUGUGGGGCCCUCGUGGGUGGGAGGGGGCUACAGGUGUGGGACCUGUGUGGGCUGGAGUGGGGGCUACAGGUGUGGGGCCUGUGUGGGCUGGAGUGGGGGCUACAGGCGUGGGGUCCGCGUGGGCUGGAGGGGGCCCAUUGAGUCUCACCUUCUCCGAGCAGCUGAAUUCCAGAUGCUGGAUCUUGGUGGCCAGCUGGAUGUUGAUCUGCUUUAACCUUAGAAUCUGCCUUUCAGAGCGUGUCUUCACAGAGAUAAUUAUGCCUACAAGGGAGAGAGGCUUGGUGGCACAACAGCUGAAGUUAAACGGGAGAGGGAGGGGACCGGGCUGAGGCAGGUGGGCAUCAAAGGACAACGCCUGGGAAGUCUGUCUUUCCUUUCACCAUGUGGGUCCAACGGCUUAAACUCAGGUCGUCAAGCCUAGCAGGAGGUGUCAGCCCCACGAUGACGACUUGUACUCUGAGUCACACAUACACUUGGAGCAUGUAGAGACAACGGUCAGUGCGCAGCCUUAGCCAGGAAGGCAAGGUUGCUGCUUCUGAGCUCAGGAGUAGGCAGCAAGGCAGUAUCCCCGGGGCCGCACGGGUGCAGUCUCUACAGGCUAGCCGUGCUCCUGUUCCUCAAGGGCACAUGUCCCUAGCAGUACCAGAAAGUUGCUUGUCUUCCUGGUCAGAGUCCAGAGUGUAGAGAUAAAAAGGCCAGAAGUUAAAGCAGGGACCCCCGUGCUGUAGCAGGCUCUGCCCCGCUGGCUUGGGAGGCCUUGCAGGGCUCCAGUGACCCACAGCUCCUGACCCGGUGGCGGUGCUGCCCCUCAGGUGCAGACCCAGAGGGGCCCAGGCGCGUGGCAGUUACCUGCCCUAGCUGCAGCGGGAGGCUUCCAGCCCCUUGAGGCCCAAGGCGCCCCUUCAGGGACCCCACUCUCUGUGCAUUUAAUAAAUCCUUUACAUCUGUC